GUGGAACUUAAGCUGCGGAAAUGAGCCUUCCCGACCUAAAAUCUCCUCACGUAAAGCUUAGGCCGUCGUCUCCCGGUGUGCAGUUGCAAUCUGUUGUGCAGCUGAACAUUGGGGGCCAUGUAUACAGCACCACUGUUGGUACCCUUAGGAAGAUCCCAAAUUCCAAACUGUCUGAAAUGUUCAGUGGUCCCUCCAAGCCUAAGACGGAUGCAGAGGGACGAUACUUCAUUGACCGGGAUGGCACACAUUUUGGACUGAUCCUUGAAUACCUGCGAACGCAAGCUGUUCCCACCCAUCACGUGCAAGAGGUACGUUGUGAGGCCGUCUUCUAUGAGCUGAAGCCCCUGGUAAAGCUGCUGGACGAGACUCCGCAGCUCUUCGGUGAGACUGUGGGAAGGCAGCAGUUCCUGUCCCGGGUCCCCAACUACCAAGAGAAUCUGGAGAUCAUCAUCCGAGUGGCUCGGGCCGAAGCUAUUGCUGCUCGCUACUCCAACAUUAUAGUGUGUGUGCUGAGAUCUGAGGAGGACCUGGCACGCUGCAGAGAUGCCAUGAGCAGCCUGAACACAGAGAAAGAGUCUGUGGUGACCUUCGGUCCCUGGAAGGCCCCUGCCACCGUUGAGGAUCUGUUGGACUGCAUCAAAAUGGACAUUGAGGCCAAAGGUUAUAGAGUGUCAUUUGAGCCACACAGCACUGACAAAGGUUUCCUAUUCAAGAGCUACGACUAUUUUUACAAGAUGAAUUUCCAGUGGUGGUGAAUGGUGAUUCAGCUCUGCUGACAGUAGCUAACAGUUACAUGGCCAUGAGCUCUGAAUGGUUACUUUGAUGUGAAGUUGAGACUAGGUCAAGACAUGAUGUGUGUCCACUCAGAGAGUAUACUUUGUUAUUAUACCUUUUAACUGUUCAAUUUUAAAACUCUUUUUCAAUAACAACCUCUUGUUUUAA
Messenger RNA from Alosa alosa (allis shad), 942 nucleotides. RefSeq names its product potassium channel tetramerization domain containing 14 (gene kctd14). Lineage: Eukaryota; Metazoa; Chordata; Actinopteri; Clupeiformes; Clupeidae. Gene Ontology annotation, biological process: protein homooligomerization. The coding region runs from base 21 to 755 and encodes 244 amino acids. The record is from RefSeq and is a predicted model, not a curated record. The transcript is spliced from 2 exons. Gene Ontology annotation, molecular function: protein binding.